UUUUCCGGUCAAGGAGAUCCUCGUAUAGUGGACGAAUGGGUUCAGGGCCUUGAAAUGAUUUUCGAGGUCAUGGACUGUCCUGAUCUAUAUCGUGUCAUAUGCGCACAAAUCCAGCUGACCGGUGAUGCCCGACUCUGGUGGAAUGCCCAUUGGAGUAUGCGUCCCUGCGAGAAAGAAGGUUGUACAUGGGACCAAUUCAAAGAGUUGAUCCGCGGGAAGUACUAUCCCUCGUACUACCGAGCAGAUAUGGAGCGCCAGUUCCUGGCACUCAGACAGGGUACUCGUUCUAUCGACGAGUAUGAAAGAGAGUUUACCCGACUCAGAUCCUUUGUACCCGAUCUUGUGAGUACAGAGGAGAAGAGAGCUCUUUGUUUUACCGACGGACUUCUCCCAGUAGUCCGCCACAACAUCAUAGGUCACGGCAUCCAGACCAACGCCCGCACAGUCGCCAUUGCCCUGGAGAUAGAUGCCAGUAUUCGACGAGAAGCUAAUCCGACCUUA
Molecule: messenger RNA, 501 nt
Organism: Striga hermonthica
Lineage: Eukaryota; Viridiplantae; Streptophyta; Magnoliopsida; Lamiales; Orobanchaceae
Source: the annotation of a GenBank genome assembly